This is a messenger RNA of Spinacia oleracea (spinach), 1638 nucleotides long. Lineage: Eukaryota; Viridiplantae; Streptophyta; Magnoliopsida; Caryophyllales; Amaranthaceae. The record is from RefSeq and is a predicted model, not a curated record.
GGUAGGAAGAAGUGCACAAGUUGAAUAACAUUAGUAAGGGUGUAGCUAAUUAGCAAAAUAAACAAAAAGGAAGUGUUGAGUUGGUUAAUGAUGGCAGCAAGCGCAAGCGCAACCACAAUGUUGCUAAAAUACCCAACUACAGUUUGUGGUAUUCCAAAUCCUUCAUCAAACAAUAAUAAUGAUCCUUCAAACAAUAUAGUUUCUAUUCCACAAAAUACUACUAAUCCAACACUUAAGUCCCGUACACCUAAUAAAAUCACCACCAACGCCGUCGCGGCACCGUCCUUUCCUUCUUUAACCACCACUACACCGUCGUCCAUCCAAUCACUUGUCCACGAAUUCGACCCUCAAAUUCCCCCUGAAGACGCUCAUACACCUCCUAGCUCUUGGUAUACCGAACCUGCCUUCUAUUCCCAUGAACUUGAGCGUAUCUUUUAUAAAGGAUGGCAAGUUGCAGGGAUCAGCGAUCAAAUAAAAGAGCCUAACCAAUAUUUCACUGGCAGCUUAGGAAAUGUUGAAUAUUUGGUGUCUCGAGAUGGUGAAGGGAAAGUUCAUGCAUUUCACAAUGUUUGCACCCAUCGUGCAUCUAUUCUUGCUUGCGGUAGUGGCAAAAAGUCGUGUUUCGUGUGCCCUUACCAUGGAUGGGUAUAUGGCAUGGACGGAUCACUUGCGAAAGCCUCCAAAGCAAAACCUGAACAAAACUUGGAUCCUAAAGAACUUGGGCUUGUACCCCUAAAAGUUGCAGUAUGGGGGCCGUUCGUUCUUAUCAGCUUGGACAGAUCACUUGAAGAAGGUGGUGAUGUUGGAACUGAGUGGCUUGGUACUUCUGCUGAAGAUGUUAAGGCCCAUGCUUUUGAUCCUUCACUUCAAUUCAUUCACAGAAGUGAAUUCCCAAUGGAAUCUAAUUGGAAGAUUUUCAGUGACAACUACUUGGAUAGCUCAUAUCAUGUUCCUUAUGCACACAAAUACUAUGCAACUGAACUCAACUUUGACACUUACGAUACCCAAAUGAUCGAAAACGUUACAAUUCAAAGAGUGGAAGGAAGUUCAAACAAGCCUGAUGGUUUUGAUAGAGUUGGAAUUCAAGCAUUCUAUGCUUUCGCGUAUCCAAAUUUCGCUGUGGAAAGGUAUGGCCCUUGGAUGACUACAAUGCAUAUUCACCCAUUAGGACCAAGGAAAUGCAAACUAGUGGUGGACUAUUAUAUUGAAAAUUCUAUGUUGGAUGACAAGGAUUACAUCGAGAAGGGCAUAGCAAUCAAUGAUAACGUACAGAGGGAAGAUGUGGUGCUGUGUGAAAGUGUACAAAGAGGUUUGGAGACACCAGCAUAUCGUAGUGGGAGAUAUGUGAUGCCUAUUGAGAAAGGAAUCCACCAUUUCCACUGCUGGUUGCAACAAACUUUGAAGUAAUUGUUGACUUGACUUCACCGGACGUUUGCGUGCUCCUCUUGGCUCUUGCAGUUAGUUAUGUGUGUAUGCUCAUGGCCUAAACUUAUAACAUUUUAUACUCAAUUUAUAAUAAACACCAUAGUAAGUACCUCAGAUAUCCCGUGCAUUUUCAUUUUCAGGGGAAAUAAUGACAUUGUCUAUCAAUAUCAAUAUCAAUAUCAAUAUCAAUAUUACCAGUAAUUUUAAACACAA